AUGGCGGCUCUGUUUCUUCCUCAAUUCAGAAGACUUUCUAACCCGGCGUUUGUGCUUACAUUUACCAGACGCUAUCAUAACUCGGAGAAAAUCGGCUCGGAAUUUUCGGCAUCUGCAAGUUUUUCGGGAAAUGCAGAACGUACAAAGUUUUCAGAAGAUAUCUAUUUCGAUGACUACAAAAAAGCCUUCCGGUCAAUGUCGAAAUGGGAGUUAGCUCGUUCCAUCGUUAUUCUCAAACUUUGUGCCAACAACAAAAUGGUCGACAAUAGCCUCACGGUGAUGAACACUAUCCGGAAAGUACUUGGUGGUCGACUGUUCGACAGGGUAGCGAAGGGGACAGUCUAUGGUCAGUUUGUGGGCGGAGACAGUCCGGAAUCUCUCCAAAAGACAGUAGCACGAUUACGUGAUACCGGGAUAGGCCCUCUGGUGGCGGUAUCUAUGGAAGAAGAUACCACGGAUGACGUCAUAGAAGCUGACAGAAAGUACGAUCGGAAUUUAAAUGAUAUACUUGACUGCUUGCGCGUCGUUUCCGGUCUCAACGACCCCCAUCCUAUGAUGCAGGUGAAAAUGACAGCUCUACUCCCAGCUAAACUUUGUGAAACGAUAUCUACGCAUGUUCCACAUCCAUCUCAAACAGGUCACGUGGUUGAGAAUGUAGCCAAUGGGAUCUUGAACGGAGAUGAGAUAUCCAUGGAUUUUCUGUCAGAAAUUGAGAAAGCUGAAUUAUCCAGGGGCUUGUCACGACUUCAAAAACUCUGCAAGGCUGCUAUUGAUAAAGGUGUCAUUGUGAUGGUGGACGCAGAAUACACUUACUUGAAUCCUGCUCUUAAUCUUUUAUCCUUGGCCAUGAUGUUAGUCUGUAACGGACGAAGGACGCUUGUAUAUUACACUUAUCAAAACUAUCUCAAGGGAAUGGAUGAUUACAUGAAAACAGACCUGUCCUAUAUACACAGUCACGGGGUCGGUUUCGGAACAAAACUUGUACGUGGUGCGUAUAUCGACAAGGAGAGACGUCUAGCCCGGGAGGUAGGGUAUUCCGACCCCACAAACCCCUCACAUCAGGCUACGUCAGACACAUACCAUCGAUCCAUGAACGUCAUGCUUGACAACAUCGCCAGGGAUCCGAGAAAAUCAUCCGCCAUUAUCGCUACCCAUAACGAGGCUACUGUGUCGAAAGCCGUGAGAAGGAUUAUGGACUUGGGGAUCAACCCGCUGUGUGGAUCGCUUUUCUUUGGUCAACUGUAUGGGAUGUGUGAGCACGUAACCUUCACGCUAAGUGAGUUAAAGAUGCCAGUUUACAAGUCCAUACCGUAUGGAUCUGUUGAGGACACACUCGCCUACCUGUCAAGAAGAGCUAUGGAGAAUCGAUCGGUAUUGGAGAGGGUACAAAGGGAGAAAACUCUGAUGUGGAAAGCUCUGAAGGAACGCUGA
Ylistrum balloti is the source of this 1431-nucleotide messenger RNA. RefSeq names its product hydroxyproline dehydrogenase-like. Gene Ontology annotation, molecular function: proline dehydrogenase activity; FAD binding. Lineage: Eukaryota; Metazoa; Mollusca; Bivalvia; Pectinida; Pectinidae. Bases 1 to 1431 code for a protein of 476 amino acids. The record is from RefSeq and is a predicted model, not a curated record. Gene Ontology annotation, cellular component: mitochondrion. The transcript has 9 exons.